UCUAAAUGUGCAUAACUGCCUUUCCUUGGUAAAUUAUUAAGUAUUUGGGCAAAGUUUGCUAGAGAUUUAUGGUUUUGAGGGAAGCUAUGAGAAAUACGCAAUUGUAUCAUAUUCACCUUAGGAGAAAAACAGCUUUCGGCAUUGCUACUAUUCUUUGUGCCUGGCAGUUGAAGAAAAAAGUUGUGGGUUUUUUGUUAUUAUUUGAGCAUUUGGUGCUUCCUGUCCUUUCUUCCUACAUCAAGUUGCAGACUUUUUCUAAGAAAAUCUAAGGAACCUGUUCACUGCUUGUCACAUCAAAAUGGAUUACUCCAAAUUCCUGUCCGAAGUAAGUGCAGCAAGGAAACCAAAUGUUGCAAGACUUUCAAAUGAACUGGAAAAGAAGAUGUCAGCGUCUACCGUAAUCAUGUUUACUGCGGGUAUGCCAAACCCUAACUAUUUCCCAAUGAAAACAGCAAGCAUAACCCUCAAUGAUGGAACCACCAUUGAAAUUGGAGAACAAUUGAUGAAGAGAGCUCUUCAGUACAGUGCUACAGAUGGAAUUCACGACUUAUUGUCUUGGUUCAGAGACUUGCAGAUGAAGCUCCACAACCCACCAACAGCGACGUAUGCGCCUGAGAAAGGACAAAUGAAGAUAUGCGUCACUUCAGGCAGCCAGGAUGGCCUUACCAAAGCUUUUGAUAUGCUCAUCAACCCAGGUGACAGCGUCCUUGUAGAGGAGCCAAACUUCCCUGGGACAAUGUUAGCACUAAAAGCCUUGAGAUGUAACAUCAUCAAAGUCCCAAAUGAUGCACAUGGAAUCAUUCCCAAAGGCUUGAAAGAGAUUCUUUCCAGGUGGAAAUCAGACAAUGCGCAUAAGCUCACGGACAAGCCCCCUAAGUUCCUGUACACUGUUCCUAAUGGUGCCAAUCCUUCUGGGAGCUCCCUGACAGCUGAACGCAAAAAAGAGAUUUACCAGCUUGCCCAAGAAUACAACUUUCUUAUAAUAGAAGAUGAUCCGUACUAUUUCAUCCAGUUUCAGAAGACUAAAGCGCCAUCAUUUCUUUCAAUGGAUGUUGACGGUCGAGUCAUCAGAGGUGAUUCUUUCUCUAAAAUUAUCUCUUCCGGCUUGAGAAUAGGCUUUAUAACAGCACCUGCACCUCUUAUAGACAGGAUUGUUCUACAUACUCAGGCCUCAACAAUGCAACCCAACACUUUUGCACAGGUCGUCGUAUUGCAACUUCUUAAGAAGUGGGGGCAAAAGGGUUUUUUGGAUAAUGUAGACCGAGUGGCAGAGUUCUACAAAAAACAGCGCGACGCAAUGCUUGCUGCAGCAGACAAAUGGCUGACAGGUUUAGCAGAGUGGCAUGCUCCUAAUUCUGGACUAUUUUUGUGGAUUAAAAUUAAGGGGGUUUCAGAUACAUUCCAGGUGGUCAUGGAAAAAGCACUGGAGAAAGGGGUGUCUUUACUUCCUGGGAAACCUUAUAUGAUUGAUCCCUCAGAACCAUCCCCUCAUGUCAGAGUGUCCUACUCUUUCGCUACUCCAGAUGAAAUGGACCGGGGUUUCCAGAUACUGGCUGAACUUAUAAAGGAAGAAACUGCGUGAUACUUAUGGCGAACUAGCUUUUACCAAAAUCUUCACUGGCUAAUAUUCAAAAAACUGUGCCUCUAAUUUCACAGAGCGAGCUGUUAAAUAAAUCACUGAUUAUACAGCAGUGUUUCACUACUUUAAAUAUGUAUUUUUUGCUUUUGUCAAAAGCAAGCACACAAGCAUUACUGUGGCCUAUAAUUUCUUACAGUCAAUAUUAUUUGGUGGUUACUUAAGGUGAAAUUUCAAGCUCCUUUUUAGAGCAUUAUUCCAACACUGCUUAAUGUAUUCUCAAUAAUCUAACAAAACCCACAUCUUGAAAUAGCAGCAUUAUCUAUUUCCAGACUCAGCGCCAGGGCUUGUCACCGUGGGGCAGAUGCCAAUGAACCAAGCCCUCAGAAGGACUCCUUGCUGAAACUAUACAAAAUGUUAGCUACAGCUCCCACAAGCCUGGUGGUUCUCUCAGCACAGAGCAAAGGAAAACCAGCAGCAGCCCCGAGCUGGAGCAGGCCCAAGUGUCUCCUCUUGGUCCCUGACAUAGAUUUGCUCCAGGGGCACUGUAAAGGAAUUUAAAAGGCAAUUGCCAAUGGCAGUGAUUGCCAGCCCCACCUUUUUGCUGCUGUACCUGACUAACCUGGAGCCAGCUUUGCCUUCUUUCAUCCAGGGAAAGGGAGAGCUAAAAUGUGGAUUAUCCAAAGCAACAUGCACAAGCUUACAUAGUCAUUGGAGAAGUUUAUUUUUACCUCAAACCUGGGCAGUCUAGCAUCCCUAGAAAAAUUAUAAACCUUUGUGUUGACUCCCUCUAGUGGUCUCUCUCCUAAACGUAAUAGCCACUAGAUUCUAUGCAUGACACCACAAUUCCCAAGGUCAUUUUCCCUCUUCAUGGGGAACUCUGCAAAUUGUAGCUCUGUGGGGGAAAUAAGGGUUGUCUAGCAACUCUAAGAACCAGUAACAAGCUACAGGUCCUAGUCCCCUGUUUUUGUCUCUUCCUCUCCUUUUUGUCCAAUACUAGUGUCCGCUGACGUGGGUGGUGCUGUGGUCUAAACCACAGAGCCUAGGGCUUGCCGAUCAGAAAGUUGGCGGUUCGAAUCCCCGUGGCGGGGUGAGCUCCUGUUGUUCGGUCCCUGCUCCUGCCAACCUAGCAGUUCAAAAGCAUGUCAAGUCCAAGCAGAUAAAUAGGUACCACUCCGGCAGGAAGGUAAACGGUGUUUCCAUGCGCUGCUCUGGUUCGCCAGAAGCGGCUUGGUCACGCUAGCCACAUGACCCGGAAGCUGUAUGCCGGCUGCCUCGGCCAGUAAACCAAGAUGAGCGCCGCAACCACAGAGGUCCGCAACUGGACCUAACAGUCAGGGGUCCCUUUACCUUUACCUAGUGUCCGCUGAUAUCUCUCAUGAUUUUUCUCCUAUGGUCAGCAUAGAAGGUGGAUGCCUUUGCAGAUGUGUACAACUACUAAAGAGACUGAGAUAGCUUCCUCAAGAUUAGACUUCCACCCAGGGUGUGCGAGGACGAUGGAGAACUUGGCUGGGAACUUGAUAGGACUUUGUGAGCACCAUGGAACCUAUGGACACCAUGUUGAUGGAUCAGGGCCCUGGCUGGGUAUGAGAUAGCAUCCUACAUACUGGAUGCAGGAUUCCAGGCUGAAUCCUUGGCAUUGCCAGUUGAAAGGAUCAUAUACAGAGGAUCAUGUUGUAAACUAAUGUAGGGGACACUUUCCAGAGCAAGGAAAAUGCAUUUCCUCGUAGAAAACGUUCCAGGGCUUGUGUGCCAGUGUGGAGCAGGGCCAAAGGCGUAGGGAGAAGUGGAGCAAUGGCUGUCACUCUUUAUAUCAUGGGUUCCAUUUCAGCUGUGCAAAAG
Zootoca vivipara (common lizard) is the source of this 3418-nucleotide messenger RNA. The record is from RefSeq and is a predicted model, not a curated record. Lineage: Eukaryota; Metazoa; Chordata; Lepidosauria; Squamata; Lacertidae.